AGGUAGCAUCUAGUCAAGUCUAAAACCUCGUGGAGUUCUUUCAUUGACCAUCAAAAGAUGCUCAUCAUCAAAUCACCCACCAAGAUCCAACGGCUGUGAUUGAAUCCUACCCUCAACUCUUCAAAACCCAAGUGUCCCUUCUCACACUUGAAAGAGAAAAAAAAAAAAAAAAAAGGCAACAACUUGCACUCUCUCUCUCUCUUAACACUUUGUCCUAUAUAUCUCAAAGUCUUCUUGGUUGGUAAUGCGUUUCUCAAUAAGCAGCCAUGUCUAACAACGCCCCAAGUUCUCUAAGAUUCUCAUCUCUAAGCCGCCUCAACAAGAAUUGCCUUGUUUUCUUGUGAGUUUCUUCAGAGAGAGAAAGACAGAGGAAGGAGAGAGAAAGAGAAAGAGAGAAGUAAAUUCCGAAACAUACACACAUACCCACAUAGAAAAGUUUGAAUCUUUUUGGUGUGUUUUUGUUUGUGUGUUUUUUUGCAGAGAUGGGUCAUGGAGAAAAGAUCAGUCCAAGGAGCUUCCAUUUGCAUCGCCACCUCCUCCAACAUGGUGAGAAGAACAACAACAACAUCAACAACAACAGUAGCAACAAAGUGUUUAAGGAUGUUAUUCCAAAAGGGUUUAUGGCAAUAAAGGUAGGUCAAGGUGAAGAACAACAAAGGUUUGUUGUUCCUGUUAUAUACUUCAACCACCCACUCUUCAUGCAAUUAUUGAAGGAAGCUGAAGAAGAGUAUGGUUUUGAUCAGAAAGGAACCAUAACUAUACCUUGCCAUGUUGAAGAAUUCAGGAACGUUAGCGGCUUGAUUGAUAGGGAAAAGAGUUUCCAUAAUCAUCAUCAUCAUCAUCACCAUGUUGGUUGCUUUGGUUUUUAAUUUGAUGAUGAUGAUGGAAAUUAAAGAAGGGAAAAAAAAAGGCAUGAAAAUAAUAGAAUAAAUAUCAUCAUGACCAAAAAUCAUGGCUUCUUUUCAUAAUGAUUUGGUCAUGUAAAUGACUAGUUUAAUUUAGGUUUUUUUUUUAUAUAAU
Molecule: messenger RNA, 1020 nt
Organism: Arachis ipaensis
Lineage: Eukaryota; Viridiplantae; Streptophyta; Magnoliopsida; Fabales; Fabaceae
Product: auxin-responsive protein SAUR32
Biological process (GO): response to auxin
Source: RefSeq, a predicted model, not a curated record